Messenger RNA from Fomitopsis serialis, 1980 nucleotides. Its product is annotated as NAD(P)-binding protein. The record is from RefSeq and is a predicted model, not a curated record. Gene Ontology annotation, molecular function: 3-beta-hydroxy-Delta5-steroid dehydrogenase (NAD+) activity. The transcript is spliced from 2 exons. NCBI's taxonomy places the organism in Eukaryota, Fungi, Basidiomycota, Agaricomycetes, Polyporales, Fomitopsidaceae. Gene Ontology annotation, biological process: steroid biosynthetic process. The coding region runs from base 243 to 1811 and encodes 522 amino acids.
GAGCCCUACUCACUGCAUGUCCUCCUCGUUGUUCGUCCGGAUAAGUUCCAUGCACUCUGAGUCUGUUCCCGUCACGAGUGCUCACGCAACCGACUAUGGGCGACAUCGAAUGCAUACGUCGAAUAUGUGGCACAAUAAUGAACGCUACUCCUGGUUAGGCAGGCUAUAGAAGACUAGCAGCGGCGGACUUGGACGCGGGCCACUCUCUCACCGACAUCUCUCAGCUCCCCACGCACGCAGAUAUGGGUGCGACGGUCUGGCUGGUCGUGGGCGGCCUGCUUUUGCUCGUCCUGUACAUACGUCUCAACGACGCGAAGCUAGGCCGCAUACCCCCAGAGGCAGCCGUGUUGUCUCCAAAGCGGUGGACGCCGGAAGAGGUCCGACGCACCGUGGACGAGCUUGCUGCAUCGCCGGCAUCUCUGCUGAACGAGAAGCUCCCACCCAAGACCGGGAGACGGUAUAUCAUAACGGGCGGGGCAGGCUUCCUGGGAGGAUGGAUUGUCCUACACCUCCUGGCACGCGGAGAGGAUCCCCGACGCAUCCGCGUCCUGGACAUUCGCCGGCCGAUUCGCAAGGAUCUGCUAGAGGGAGCUGCGACGGAGGUGGACUUCGUCCAGGCGGACGUGUCCGAUGCAAAGGCUGUCCAGGCUGCCUUCGAGAAACCAUGGCCGCCCGCGCAAUCUGACGUUCCCGGUGAACCGCAGCCUGAGAUAACCGUGUUCCACACCGCAGCAACCAUCCGUUUUUUCGAACGGCAUCCCGAAUUGCUCCACCUUUCCGAGAGGGUGAACGUGCUCGGGACGCAGAACGUCCUGGAUGCGGCGCGACGCGUCGGCGCCUCAUCCUUCGUUUACACCUCUUCCGGCUCCAUCUCUGUGCACAGCAGUCGAUUCUUCCUCUGGCCAUGGGAGAAGGAGCCAAGGUACUUUACGCAAGUUGCCAACGACGACGACGCCAUCAUCCCCAAACGGCACGAGGACUUCUUCUCCAACUACGCCGUCUCGAAAUACAACGCUGAGCGCGUCGUCCGUGCGGCGGACAAGUCGCCUUCAGGCAAGGGCGUUCUACGCACGGGCUGCAUACGCCCGGGGAACGGGAUCUACGGUCCCGGUGGCGACCUGCUGGUCGGGGUGUACCUAGUCAAGAGGACGAACCCUACGUGGAUCCCGAACAUCAUCCAGUCUUUCAUCUACGUCGAGAACUGCUCCCUCGCCCAUCUCUGCUACGAAGCCCGGCUCAUCGAGCUCCAGAACGGCGGGACGAACCCAGACGUCGGCGGCCAGGCAUUCUGCGUCGCGGACGCUGGGCCGCCCGCGACGUACGGCGACGUGUAUGACGCCCUCACGCAACUAACUAAUGGCACCUGCGUCUUCCCGAAGCUGUCGUGCUCGACCAUGCUCGGGAUCGCGCACUUGGUGGAGCGGUACAGCCUCUUCCGACACUUCCUCGCGCAGUCGCCACUCGCGGCGCUCACAAAGCUCAUCCCGCGGGUCAGCGGUGACAUCACCUUCUUACAACCUUCAAUGUUUGCCUUGACCGGCAUCCACCUCAUCUUCGACGACUCGCGCGCACGAUCGCCGCCCGAGAAAGGCGGUCUGGGCUACGAAGGGAGGAUCACUACCUUGGAGGGUGUCUGCAAGGUCACCUUGGAGCAUCAGAAGGAUAAUGGAAAAGGAUGGGAGCGAGUCGUUGCGGGUCAUAAAGAGGAAGGUCAUGGCUUCGGCCUGGCGAGGGCUGAGAAGGGCGUGGAGGAAGUCAUCGAGAAAGUCGCAAACGGCGUCGGAGUGGACCCGAAGAAGGUAUUAUCGUAGGCCGGCCUCAGCCAGCAAUUGUAGAGAUCAGAAUGUUGCGACUUUGGUAGAUGCAACGGACAGAACGGGUAGACAUGUCCUCGACGGAUUCGCACUGACAACGUUAAUACCCUGCUUAUUGAUAUCCCUCUCAUGUAGCCCAUCCUUACGAGAUGCCAUGGCAUCGGUC